Messenger RNA from Tribolium madens (black flour beetle), 1435 nucleotides. RefSeq lists its product as uncharacterized. The transcript has 4 exons. Bases 1 to 408 code for a protein of 135 amino acids. NCBI's taxonomy places the organism in Eukaryota, Metazoa, Arthropoda, Insecta, Coleoptera, Tenebrionidae. The record is from RefSeq and is a predicted model, not a curated record.
AUGUUAGUUUUGAGUGGCCUAAUCCUGUCAUUAAUUUAUUAUACUAAAAGUGCUACAAUUGCAGAAUCGUGUCAGUGUUCAGGCCUGACUUGCAUUUGUUGUGGCUCAAUCCCCGCGAUUCAGAACAAUGCUUGUUUGGAGGCGAUCUACGACCCGCAUAAUUUCGAACUGGAUUUGAAUUUUCUGGCAAACGGAGAAUCCGUUUAUAAGACCAAAAUAAACUCGGGAAAUUUUCCGAUCUGUGCGCCCGUUUUUCCUCCGGCAUGUUGGGCUUUCAAUCGCAUACAUAUAGAUAAAGACAAUGCCCAAGUCUGUUCCGAAGUUAGGAUUGGACCAGUGCCCAUUCUGAAAGUGCCCUGUCUCGCAUACGCCGGAGGCAAUCUCAUUGCAAGCCCCAACAUAUACUGAUUUUUUAUUCCGGCUGAACUAAUGAACAUUGUGCAACAAAACGAUACUAUUCUAAUCCACCACACUUAUCGCAAACAAAAGCCAGACUAAAAUUAUUUCCCUUGUUUUGCAACGCGGAUUUAUAAAGAUUAUUCCAUUAUUUUAACAAUGACCGAUUUGCCUGCGUUGAAACUAAUUUUAAUAAAAACAGGACAAUCAAAAAACCUUGUAUGUACACACAUGAAAUGCAAGCUUUGCCUCGAAACAAAUGUUUGCACGCACCAAACUCGGCCUAUUUUCAAGUUUGAUUGGUAUUUACUAUUACUCAACUAUCACAAUUGACCAUAAACGAUAAAUCACAAAGUGUUAACAAUGACAAUAAGCAAUUUUAAAAAAAGUAAAAAUAUGGGAAAUAUAAGCUCAAAUGCUUAUAUUUCCAAGAUAAAAGCUUGCUGUUUCAUUAUUCCGUGUUUUCUAUUGAAACGAAACGAGUUGAAAUAUCAGUUGUUCUACAUAAAGACAUAAAUUAUAAAUGUUACUUAUCUACAUUAUUUUCUAUUAACUGAUGUAAACAUUAUUUUAAAAAUCGAUUAAAGUUCAUGUUUUCGAGAACAUUGUAGUUAUUUUGCUAAAUACGAACAAAAUUCCUAUAAUUCCUUUUAAUCUAGCUUUGUUUAAAGAAAAUAUACAUUUGUUUACACGAUCUAUGGAAACUUAAGAUAACGUCAAGUACCUAUUCUUUUUUAGGCACGUUUUGAAUGAAACUCUAUUUUUAUUGGCUUCCGCAUUAAGGUUCAUCCAAAUAAAUAUUUCAAAAUGUAAAUUUCAUUUUAUUUAAUUACAACAACAACAUGAACAAUGCAUUCCACUGUUUCACUCAAAUAAAAAAAUUUUGCUAUUUUGUCAUCGUAAUUACAAAACAACACAUUUAUGGCAAAAUAAAUAGAUUAAAAUUUCGGUAUUUCGACACAGGGAGAGUUCAAUGGCAAAAGUCACAACGUUCUUUUUAAAUCCUUUGAGAUUAAAUUGUCACAAACAAUUAGAUAAU